AUGAAUGCACUUUUUGGGCUUUUCCUUCUGAUCUAUCUGAUGACUCUUAUCACAAACCUUCUUAUAUUUUUCUUGGUCCUCACUGACUACCAUCUUCACAACCCAAUGUAUUUUUUUCUUGCCAACCUGGCAUUUCUGGACAUGCCUUAUUCAUCAGUGACUGCACCAAAGAUGCUCUAUGAUUUGGUCACAAAAAGUCGAUCAAUAUCCAUUCCUGCCUGUAAAGCCCAAGUCUUUUUCUAUCUCUGCUUUGCUUGUUCAGAACUUUUCUUGCUCUUGGCUAUGUCCUACGACGACCGUUACAUUGCCAUCUGCCGCCCCCUACACUACAUUGCCAUCUGCCGCCCCCUACAUUACAAACUAAUGAUGUCUUGGAGCGUCUGUGCUCGUAUGGCCUCCAUGGCCUGGGUUGUAGGAUGUUCUCUCUCUUUGGUUUAUACUUUACUUUUGCUCAGGUUGUCCUUCUGCAGAACAACUUCCAUCCACAACUUCUUUUGUGACCUUCCACACUUAUAUCAGAUUACAUAUACUGACCCUUUCGUAAACAUGGUGGUCUUAUUCUUAGCAAGUGCUACUUUUGGAUUAGGAAUCAUUCUUUUGACCUUUCUCCCCUAUGUCUAUAUUCUUAGUACCAUCCUCAGAAUCCAUAGUAAGACUGGAAAGAGGAAAGCAUUCUCCACAUGCACAUCGCAUAUUACGGUUGUCUUCAUCUUUUAUGGCUCCUUAAUUUUUAUUUACUUGGUUCCAUCUUCCAGCAAUAUGUUUAUUUUAAACAAACUGUUUACAGUCAUAUCUGCCCUCAUUAACCCAUUGCUGAAUCCUCUGAUCUACAGCCUGAGGAACAAAGAUCUCAUGGAGGCGCUUAAGAGGUCUUAUUAUCACUUAAAAUUAAUUCAUGUUUGCUGCUGA
Messenger RNA from Staurois parvus, 909 nucleotides. Lineage: Eukaryota; Metazoa; Chordata; Amphibia; Anura; Ranidae. The record is from the annotation of a GenBank genome assembly.